CCCUUCCACACUCUCUCGCUCUUGAUCAAUACCCAUAUAUCAAUAUCAAAGAAACACCAUCGAUUCUCUCGUGUCCGGGUUCAGGGUUUGUUAGGUGUGUUUAAAAAUAACCAACUCGGACUCAAUAAAGCACCGACUUGGCGAUUAUUCCAUCACUAUCACACGACGAUCCAGACCGGAUAGCUCGGAAUCCCGUACAUCGGGGUCUAUCAAUCAGCAACAGACCAUAACAACAACAACAAAACAAAAAACAAUAAGAAUAAGAGCAGGAACAGGUAAGGCAUCAAGGAGGACGCAGCAGGACUAGCAAAGGGAAAGAGAAUCAGCACACGACACCUCCGCAAACGAAGAGAAACAGAGGUCACGCUACCAAAAUGGGACUCGCAAAAUCUAGGACAAUCACCCUGGUGGUAGCACUGGCAACAUUGACAUCCAACAUCCUCUCGAGCCUUCUCUUCAGCCAAUUACCCGAUGAUCCAUUUCACCUGGCCAGCAACUUUAGGUGGUAUCUGCAUUUUGCGAAUGUGUUGAGCGUCUUUGGAUUUGUCGGAUCGCUGCGGCAACAUGCGCUCAGUAUCGCCGUCUUCUCCAAUUACUUGAUUCUCGACACCAUCCUCUGCGCCAUCCCCCGCUUCCUCGUCCUCGGCCUCCUCCAAAACCUCUCCCACACUCUCUGCUCCUCGCCGCCCUCCUCGCCCUUCUCCCCACCCCCUGACACUCAGUCCCACAUUCCUUCCUCACCCACCGAGCUCCACGCUUACUCCCCCAACUCCCCCGCUUCCCAAUGGGAGCGCGUGACCGGAUCCUGGACCCCCGACGGCUGCUACCGCAUCGUAUACCUCACCCAAAUGGCCCUCGCAGCCGGCGUCAUCGCCGGCACCCUCCUCCAAUUUGUCGGUGCCCUCUGCGUCCGCGAAUACGCCCGCGCCCUCUGGGUGCGUGACCUUCGCGACGAGGCCCUCCUCACCCGCAGCGCGGAACGCGGCGAGGCCCCGCUCUCCGAAAAACAAGCCCAAAUCAAGAACUAACCGAUCUCACGACGACGAAACUAUUGAUGUUGCAUGUCAGGCAGAAGCAGAAAUUGUAUAUACAUCCAGGGGUUGGGCAUAGGGUACGGUCGUUGGGCGUUAUUGGGAUACCAUCAUCAUCAUUCAUCUAAUUAUUUUUUUGCAACAUACGGGGUUGGGGAUGUACGGGCUUUCAAAAUGGGAACGAGGAUAUGUUUAUUAUGUCAUGCUGCGCUGUGAUUUUUUUCGAAGAUGAGAAGAGAAGAGAAGGAGAAAGAAAAAGAUGUAGAACUAAAUACCCCUUUGAUAAUGAAGCCCCUUUUGGAUAUUCAGUUUGGUCAUAAU
Amorphotheca resinae ATCC 22711 is the source of this 1352-nucleotide messenger RNA. RefSeq lists its product as hypothetical. The transcript has 3 exons. The record is from RefSeq and is a predicted model, not a curated record. Lineage: Eukaryota; Fungi; Ascomycota; Leotiomycetes; Helotiales; Amorphothecaceae. The coding region runs from base 375 to 1028 and encodes 217 amino acids.